Molecule: messenger RNA, 2153 nt
Organism: Zingiber officinale
Lineage: Eukaryota; Viridiplantae; Streptophyta; Magnoliopsida; Zingiberales; Zingiberaceae
Product: glucan endo-1,3-beta-glucosidase 13-like
Exons: 4
Coding region: 192-1823 (543 amino acids)
Biological process (GO): carbohydrate metabolic process
Cellular component (GO): plasma membrane
Molecular function (GO): hydrolase activity, hydrolyzing O-glycosyl compounds
Source: RefSeq, a predicted model, not a curated record
UUGGGAGGAAAAAAAGAAUCAAAAUUUCCGGACUCCACCCACAUGUUUAAACCGCAAUUAACAACACUCGAAUGAGGUCCGCGCAGCGGUGGCUUUACUCGACGCUCAGCUGACUGCGGCAGACCAGUGAGACCGCCCUCGAAGGCCGUGCCGCGAAGCCAACGGCACACUGGCGAUGGAAGCGUGACAGGAUGAAUCCAGGAGGAAGAGGUCAAAAUGUCGGCCUUGGUAUGAGAUCGCUCGCCAAGACAGUGGUGAAGGUGGACGCAUUCCGGGAGGAUCCCUCCUUGCAAGGAGUCGCUGAUUCGAUGGGGAGACGGUUGACGCUGGUUCCUUCGAUCGCCUUCUUACUCUUGCUCAUGCCCUUCUUUGCCGUUCAUUGUAAUGGAAGCAAGGUUGGUGUGUGCUACGGCCGCAAUGCUGAUGACCUUCCAACACCAGACAAAGUUGCACAGCUGAUCCAGCUUCACUCUAUCAAGUAUGUUCGAAUCUAUGACUCCAACAUACAGGUAAUCAAGGCAUUUGCUAACACAGGCGUGGAGCUCAUGGUUGGUGUUCCAAACUCGGACUUGCUCCCUUUCUCACAGUACCAAUCCAAUGUCGAUACUUGGCUCAAGAACAGUAUACUCCCCUACUACCCAGCGACAAUGAUCACCUACAUUACGGUGGGAGCUGAGGUCACUGAGAUCAAAGACAAUGUUUCAGCCUUGGUGGUACCUGCCAUGGUUAAUGUUCUUACAGCACUUAAGAAGGUUGGCUUGCACAAAAGAAUUAAAGUAUCUAGCACACAUUCUCUUGGAAUUUUAUCCAGAUCAUUUCCACCUUCGGCUGGGGCUUUGGACAGUAAAUAUGCAUUCUUUUUGAAGCCUAUGUUAGAGUUCCUUGUUGAGAACAAUUCUCCAUUCAUGGUGGAUCUCUAUCCCUACUAUGCUUAUAGAGAGUCUCCUAGUAACGUCUCUUUGGACUAUGCUCUCUUCUCUUCAUCAGCAGUUGAUGUAAUUGAUCCAAAUACUGGUCUUGUGUACACAAACAUGUUUGAUGCACAGUUGGAUUCUAUCUUUUUCGCUCUAAUGGCAUUAAAUUUUAGAACAUUGAAGAUUAUGGUCACUGAAUCAGGAUGGCCAAACAAAGGUGCUGCUAAGGAAACUGCUGCAACUCCAGAUAAUGCACAGACUUACAACACCAAUCUGAUUCGUCAUGUUGUCAAUGAUGCUGGAACUCCGACAAAGCCAGGGGAGCAAAUUGAUAUCUAUGUUUUUUCAUUGUUCAAUGAGAAUAGGAAACCAGGUUUGGAGUCAGAGAGGAAUUGGGGUCUGUUCUAUCCAGAUCAGACUAGUGUGUAUAGUCUUGAUUGGACUGGUAUGGGAAAUGUGGACAUUGUUACUGGGGCAAAUAUCACUAGUUCGAAUGGUACCUGGUGUGUGGCUUCCAGCAAUGCUUCAGACGCAGAUUUACAAAAUGCACUGAACUGGGCUUGUGGCUCAGGCAAUGUUGAUUGUUCAGCUAUUCAACCUAGUCAGCCAUGUUAUCAACCAGAUACAUUGGCUUCUCAUGCAUCUUAUGCUUUCAAUAGCUUCUAUCAGCUGAAUGGUGCUACUGAUGUUGCUUGCAACUUUGGAGGUACAGGAGUAAAAACUAUCAAAGAUCCAAGUUAUGAUGCAUGUGUUUAUUCCACCUCGAGUAAGAUGGGCACUGGGAAUUCUACUACAUCAGCGGCUCUAACAUCUAGUUCAGAGGGCAGCAAUCCUUCAUGGCUAAAAGAAAGCCUGCCUUACAUGUUCACUCUAUUGUUUGUCUACAUUGCGGGCAUUGCCUCUCAUUAAGAUAAAUUAGGCUCAGCACUUAUGUUGUCAGAGAUCGCGAUAAGUGGAUUAUCGUGGAGUUUGAUGGUUGUGAAAUCUUCGUUGGUGGGCAAUCCAUUGUCGAAUACUACUGUCGCUGUAAGAACACUUUAGGAUGAGUAAUUCGCUGCUUAUCGGUAUGCAUAUCAAAUAUUAGUGAUAAAUUGUCCUAAAGAAUUCUCAAGGUUAAUGAUAGUUGCUUGGUGUAAUGCUAGAAGUGUCUGUCAAUAUACCAUAAUCUAAGUGUUUAAACUAGUAUAAUGACUUUGUCAAAGUCAUGGGUAUUUAUAAUUAUUUCUCUUAUUUGACAAA